Messenger RNA from Danio rerio (zebrafish), 1464 nucleotides. RefSeq names its product MIT, microtubule interacting and transport, domain containing 1 (gene mitd1). The record is from RefSeq and is marked validated. Lineage: Eukaryota; Metazoa; Chordata; Actinopteri; Cypriniformes; Danionidae.
UGUUGUUGACGGGGGCUCAUGGCUCAGGAUCUGCUGCCGGGUGUGGAGAGCUCCGCGGUGUCCGUCCUGAAGAGAGCCGUGCAGCUCGACAACUGCUCCCGCUUUCAGGAGGCGCUGGUCUGCUACCAGGAGGGCAUUCAGCUGCUGCUGGACGUGCUCAAAGCUGUAAAAGAUGAAGCGAAGAAGAUGCACUACAGAGAGAAGAUCAAGGGUUACAUGGAAAGAGCAGAACAGAUCAAGGAGCACACCACCAAGCUAAAAGAAGAGGGUAAAUACCACGAGCAGAUAAAGAUAGCAGACAGCUCCACUGGUUACAGCUAUGAAUCCCUCUUCAAGCCGUACAUCACAGAUGGACUGACUGAAGUCUGGGUGGAAGACCCAUAUGUACGGCACGUCCAUCAGUUGUAUAAUUUCCUCCGUUUCUGUGAGAUGCUGCUGAAAUGUCCAUCUACAGUGAAGACCAUUCACCUUCUGACCUCACAGGAUGAGGACAGCUCCACUCAACAAAGCAGUGCUCUGGCAGAAAUGAAGCAGUCGCUAUUGAGUAAAGAUAUCUGUCUGGACAUUCAGUACUCCUCUACGAUUCAUGACCGAGAGAUCAGGUUUAACAACGGUUGGAUUAUUAAGAUCGGCAGGGGACUCGAUUAUUUCAAAAAACCAAAGGGUCGCUUCUCUGUUGGAUACUGUGACUAUGAUUUGAGAGAGUGUCAUGAGACUACAGUUGACAUUUUUCAUACCAAACACACCAAGAAGACCUAAUCUUGCUUGCGAAAGCUUUUCCACUGCCUGACAUAUUUACGGGACUUCAUUUGCAAUCCGCAGGCCUACGUGGAUGACUGGAAAUGUGCCUUUUGAUCCCAUUUUAAGCUUUUAAAAGAUGCGAAAGAACUGAUUUAUUUACUUUUACAUGCUUCUAUCUGAAUUGCAGGGGAAUAUGCAGAGGCUUAUUCUGUAACUUGUAUGAGUUUUUUAUUAAAGGGAUAGUUCACACAAAAUUGAACAUUUCUGCACUGUUUUUUGUCCCUCAAGUGGUUCCAAACCUUUAUGUUUCCUCGUUUUGUUAAACACAAAAGAAGAUAUAUUUAAGAAAGCUGAAAACCAAUCAUUGACUUCCAUAAGAUGAAAAACAAAUACUUUGAAAGUCAACGGUUGCAGGUUUUUAACUUCAAAAUAUAUUCCUUUGUGUUUAACAGAAGAAAGGAACUCUUAAAGGUUUGAAUCAAAUAAAAGAGUUAUUAAAUAAUGACAGAAAUGUCACUUUUGGGCUGAACAAUUUCCCUCAAACUUCUGUUCACUGAAAUGUAUGUUUACUUGUUCUGCUUCUGUAACUAUUGUAAAAAGUACAUUUGUAAAUAAAAUGUGUCUAAUAUUUCUGUCACCAUUAUAUAAUGUGCCCUUGAUUCAAACCGUAAAGGUGAGCUGUUUUACUUGCGAUGCUGAUUUCAAUAAACGUUUUGCACUGUA